AUGAGUGAUGAACCUGAAUUGGGGACAAAUCUGCGUGAAAGCAGCAAUGAGUCGGUACAUGAGCAAGAAGUAAGAGACAAUAGCGAAGAAAACAAAGAUGAGCAUGAAGAGUUGGAACAGGAACAGAGUAGUGGUGAAGAAGAGGAAUAUGACCCUGAAGUCGAACGUGUGGAAGAUAAUCCAGAAACUGAGCACGAGAAGGUAGAUGUAUACGAUAAUCGUAAUACCGAAAGCAGUGAUAAGCAGCAGGAAGAGGAUGAUGACGACGAUGACGAAUACGAUCCUGAAGGUGACCACGAUGAAUCCAACACGACGUCUGAGGCUGCAAAUGUAGGUGUAAAUGUCUCUAAUGAUGAUGACGAUGAAUAUGACCCGGAAAGUGCAUAUGAAGAGAUAUCGGUUGCGAAUGCCAGUGAAGUCUCGCCGUCACAACAAAACGAUCCUGUAAUUGACAAAUCUGACGAAGAAGACGAAUAUGAUCCAGAAGUACCUUUAAACGAUCCCGAAUCCCACCAAAGAGAAGACCAUGGAUACGAACCUAAGCCAAAAGCCAGUAAUAUAAUAAAAGGGAAACUCCCAGCUGGAUUGCCUCCCAAGCCUGGAUUGCCCCCUAAGCCGCCCGUAAAUGCUGCGGAAAGAACGCCAGCGAAUAAAGAUCUGCAACAGCAAUUGAAGGAAGCAUACGAUGCUAUCAUGCAAAGCGAGAUUGUAAAGGAUCCAAAUUUUGUAAAUUUGUCUCAACCCGAACAAAUGAAAUUGAUAAUGGAGCAAUUAUCUCAGAGGAAUGUGAAUUUGUCUGGAACAGCUAUUGCCUCUAAUCCAAGCGGUGUUAAUUAUGACCAAGUUUAUUCCUAUAAUAAGCCGUUCAAAAAUUUGAAAAACCCAAUUCCUCUAGUACCAGUCAACGAAUUUUGUCGUAGGCCAAACAUUACGGCACCAAUGACUCCUGAAGAAGAGAAAGCGUACGAUGAUUUCAUCAAAAGGGAGGCAUACUAUAUGAAUUUGCAGAAUUGGGAUGAGUUUCCCGAUAAACUGAGAUUAUUCAUUGGUAACCUUCCAGCAAAUACAAUUUCAAAGCAAGAUUUAUUUCGAAUUUUUAGUCAAUAUGGUGAUAUCAUUCAAAUUGCAAUAAAGGCAGGUUAUGGCUUUACCCAAUUCAGGACUGCAGAGUCAUGUUUAGAUUGUAUUAAAGGGGAGUCCAACGUACCCUUGCAUAACAAAGUUAUGAGAUUAGAUGCUUCUCGACCUCAAAAAUCAAGACGUCCCGGAAAGCCAGAAAUCAAUAACCCCAACUUAGCUUCAAGAGGUCGGGAUAGGUCUCCUGAUGAAUCAAGUGGUAAACGAGGUAGAGAUGAACAGAUGCCUGGUAAUCGCUAUGGAUAUGGGGAAAAUAAGAAACAAAAAAGUAUUGUCCCCGAUUGUCAAGUUUAUAUAACUGGCAAGUCUUCUGUUUUCUUUAUUAGGAAAGUUAAAAAGGCAUUUUCUAGUAGUCAAGUCACGAUAGAUGUCGAAGAUAUCACACAUGGAGAUUUUAACGAUGUCAUAAGUGAGGCCGCCUACUCAGGAAUUUUGGGUACUUGUGUUAUUAAAGAAGCAAAAGUUGAUGUUCAAACAUUUGAAAAUACAGCGGACGGUGGAAUCAAGUUUGACGAAUAUGCUGAUAUAGACCCUGAAGUAGCAGCUGAUAUUUUAAGUAAAGCAAAGUUUAAGAAAUAUGGUAAUACCGCAAGCCCACAACCGUAUGGAAACCAAAACCAACCCCAAACCCAUAACCAAAAUCAAAAUCAAAAUCAAAACAAGAAUUAUGUUGCUGCAAUGAACAAUGAUUUUUACGAUAAUGGAUAUGGUGGUAACCGUAGGGGUGGUGGAAGAAAUGACCAUCACGACAACCGUGGAAGAUCAGGCCGAAAUGAAUAUGGAAGAGGAAGAGGCGGAAGAAACAAUAACAAUUGGGAAAGCCAUCAUGGAAAUAAUAACAAUAUGUAUAACCAAAGUGUUCCAUAUGGCCAACCACCAGCGCCUAAUUAUGGAUCGCCACAACCUGCCUUCAAUCAGCCGCCUGCGGCUCAGGUUGAUCCAAACAGCCAGGCUAACCUUAUCCAAACAUUACAGGGUAUGGAUCCGGCUUCAAUGCAAAGCAUGAUAGCAUUAUUGCAGCAACAGCAACAUCAACAUCAACAGCAACAUCAACAUCAACAGCAACAUCAACAGCAACAGCAACAAAGUGCACCACAACCUGUCCAAUCUAUGGGUAUGGGCCAGCCAAUAGGUCAACCAAUGAACCAAUCACCUUAUGGAUAUAACCAGCCACUCAAUUAUGGUCAAGCCCCACCUCCCCCACAAAGUCAUACUCAAGCCCCAAGUGGUCAAGUCAAUUCUUUGUUAUCACAAUUACAGUCCUCCCUGUCUUCUGGGUAUAAUCCGCAACAGCAAUCACAACCAGCUAAUUCUACACAAUCCCUAAUGGAAACGUUAGCUAGAUUAAGCAGAAAAUAA
Debaryomyces hansenii CBS767 is the source of this 2496-nucleotide messenger RNA. It is a transcript of the gene NAB3, whose product is annotated as Nab3p. The coding region runs from base 1 to 2496 and encodes 831 amino acids. The transcript has a single exon. NCBI's taxonomy places the organism in Eukaryota, Fungi, Ascomycota, Pichiomycetes, Serinales, Debaryomycetaceae. The record is from RefSeq and is a predicted model, not a curated record. Gene Ontology annotation, molecular function: RNA binding.